This is a messenger RNA of Anopheles bellator, 4349 nucleotides long. It is a transcript of the gene cnn, whose product is annotated as centrosomin. NCBI's taxonomy places the organism in Eukaryota, Metazoa, Arthropoda, Insecta, Diptera, Culicidae. Gene Ontology annotation, cellular component: pericentriolar material; microtubule plus-end; microtubule organizing center. Gene Ontology annotation, molecular function: transcription cis-regulatory region binding; gamma-tubulin binding; protein kinase binding. The record is from RefSeq and is a predicted model, not a curated record. The transcript has 7 exons. The coding region runs from base 640 to 4281 and encodes 1213 amino acids. Gene Ontology annotation, biological process: centriole replication; negative regulation of centriole replication; chromosome segregation.
UUGACUGUCUCAAAAUAGUUGAACAUGGAUACGAUAUACUUAUAGUUUGUACUAAAAUUACGUGUGACCGUGGACCGAUUGGGAUGAAACUACUAUGUAGUUAAAAGAGGAAAAGAACUGUGGCAUCAAAAAUAACAGGUUCGCUAUAUGUAAUAACAUCGGUAGUUAUCAUGGUCAGUUCAGACGUUUAGUCAAACAGAAGUGAAAUGGUACCCAACCAAUAAUUACUUAUGCAAAUGCAACGCAGGUUGGAGCGGACUAUUUUCCAAAACGUAUGAACGUAAACAAUCCGUUAUCCAAUGGAUUAGUGAAAUUGUACUGUUCAGUAGAUCAAUGUUUGUUGUAAAAAUACAAGCAAGAAGUCUGGAAAAACAUUCAAGUUACGGAAAAGUGGAGAUCGAAGUUGAAUAUUGGCCACUUUCGUUAUACGGUAGAUCGUUAUACGUUCCGGAAUCCAACACGUUACACCCCACGCUCGUAAUCCAGCAGUGCUUCCGAAUGAAAUUUAGUUCAUUUGCCAUAGACAAGUGCCAAACAGUGCUGAGCAGCACGAAUCCAUUAGAUCUGAAAAACCCGAUAGCGACGGUGCGUCGUCGAUAGUAAUAACCGUGGACGGACAACGGCCGGAGCCCCAGCAUCAUGUCUGGAAUUUUCAAAUACACACCCAACAACCGGACAGCGUCGUCUACGCCGAACCGACGAUCGGUCUUCGGGACGGGUUUCGGAAGUCCUGGCUUACAUCAAGAUGCUACUAUGGAUAACUCAUAUGCGAUGCGAUUCCGUUCUCCAUCAAUAAACGUUCUAACUGAACAUGGAUCACCCGUUCGUUCGUUACGCGAGAUCGAGGACGAGUUGUCUUCGCUGCGCAAGGAGAAGUUCAAUCUUAAACUGCGCAUAUUUUUCCUUGAGCAGCAGGCUGGUAUUACCACAGAGAACAGCGACAUAGCUAGCCUGGGUGUGACGGCUUCUUCUUCUGGAACGUCACGAGAAGGAAAUUAUGUUAAGCAAAAUAUUGAUCUAAAGGUGGAAGUAGAAUCAUUACGAAGAGAUCUGCAAGACAAGCAAGAUCUACUGUGCCAGGCGGCCAAAGCGAUCGAAGUACUCGAAGAAGGCCACCGUCGAACGGAGGAAAAACACCGCGAAAUGGUGAGCGAUCUUAACAAUCGCAUUGAAAUCCAUCAGCUCGAGAUCAAGUCCCUGGAAAAAGUGGCGGCUGAAUUGCAGCAUAAACAUCGCGAGCUGCUGCAACUUUCUUCAAACCGGCAAACCACUGAGAAUGAUACCGAGCAAGGACAAUGUGAUGAUAUCGUUCUUGGUAACGAGCCAGGCAAAGUAGAAGAAAACGUCGGCGAAAGCCUACUGGACUUCCUCGAUGCUGUGCAGCAUAACAGCGAACUGGGCGUACAAGACAAACUCAAAGCCCUCGAGAUGGACAAUAUUUUGCGACAGUGUCAGGAGCAAAAUAUUGAGCUAAAGCGCGAAACGGAGCAAAUGAAGGAGGUAUUACAUCGUAAAACGGAAACCAUUGUACAACUCGAGACAGAGUUGAAUGAAUUGCGAUUUGAAAAUGCGGAACUCAGGGAAAAAUUGGAGGAAAAUAAUAAAUCAUCAGCUGAUGCAGAGAUUGAAAGGCUUAAGAAACAAAUCUUCGAUGUACGAUCAGAACUGGCGGAGAAGCUCUGUGUGCUGGACGAAACCGAGACAAAACUGAAGGAUAAAACGACAGAGCAUAUGAAAUCUUGCCGAAUGGUAGAAAAACUAGUUAAAACGAUAACCGAACAAGACAGGGAGAUAGCCAAAAUGAAGCGAAACUCGAAUAUAUCGCUUCCAUCGGAGCACGGAUCGGGUGCGCGGUAUGAGUUGCCAGAAAUACUGGAUCAGGAUCGCAAACCCAUUACCCAAAUGGAAUAUGAUUCUUUGGUGCAACGCGCCAAGCUGCUGCAGCAAAAGAAUGACACAUUAAUUCAGAAGCUAUGCAGUAGUGGAACAGGUGAUCACCGGAAUGAUCGCAACAUCAUCAUCAAACAGCUGAACGAUGAGCUUAUUCAGGCACGCGAAGAAGCAGAAAAAGCACAGAAAUGGCGUAAAGAAUGUGCAGAUCUUUGUGCCGUUUCAACCCUCCGUUUAGAGGAGUUAGCAGGUUUUCUUGAUUCGCUGUUGAAAAACAAGGAGUUGGUUAGUUCGCUCUCUACUGACCGUCGCAAAGCCAUUCGCAAAGCCGUCGAUCGGAGUUUGGAUCUGUCGCGAAGUCUAAACAUGUCCAUUUCCGUGACGGGAUUUUCGUUACCUGGUAACAGUCUCGCUCAACUGACUUGCCUUUCGGGAUACCUACAGAGUUCCUUAGCGGAGGCCGAAUUUGUUGUGGAAGAUCAAGAUGGAUAUGACAAUGAGAAGGAAAAUCUGGUUGAAAAUCCCAUUUUAAAAUCUCAGUAUUCUAACCAAACGCGAAACGUGAUCGAAUCACUGAAGGCGGAAAACAAAGCGUUACGAGGUGAAUUACUAGAGCAACAACAGCAACUGCAACAGCGAACUAAGCGCCGCGAAAGUAAGGAACGUAAGUCGGUUACAGUAGAUCCUAUUUCGGACUCGGAGGCAUGGUCUGAGCCUGAUCGGGGUGUUUCACUGGCCCGAAUUGGGCUUGAGGAUCGGUCAACCCUAGGUCAGAAACUAAGCCCUCCGGGCACAUUAAAUACCUCCACCAGCGCUGCUCCAGGUGCCAUAAUGGAAUUAAGCUCAACAUCGGACAACGAGUUGACUGCCGCUGGGAUAACGAAUGCUGUCGGGCGCAAAACAAAUAGCGUUGCUACGGUCGCAGAACUGAAACAAUUGCAAGAAACGGUAACGGUUCUAAAUGCUGCGCUCAGUCAUAGAGACAGUACACUACUUGAGGUCCAGAGCCGCGUGGUAGAUCUAGAUAACAAGCUCAAGGAAGAACGUCUCAGGUUUGCGAACUUGGAGUCCGACGUUCACGGAAGUCGUCUGAAAACCGUGCGUCUGGAACAAGAGGUGAAGGAAUCGAAAGAACAAGUCGAAACAGCCACUGAAAAAUUGCAGCUUCUCGAAAACGAUAUUCGCCAAAAAGAUGAGCUCAUUGUGAAGCUACGGCGUGAGCGAGAACAAGCGUUUGUCGACUUGAGGGUGGCCGUCAUGAAACUCGAUACGAUGCGCUGCGAUUACGAGGAACUGCAGCUACGGCACAAGGCUGAAUUAGAGCAAAUGUUAGCACGAGAGCAAAAACAACUCGACGAGCUACGCACUAACCUUAAUAAUGCAUUCCGAGAUGAACUAGACCAUAAGCAGCGAUCAUUCGAUGCAGCACUAGAGAACAACUACAUUUCCAAGAAUAUUCACCAGGAGAAGUUACGCGAGCUUGACGAACUGCACUUUCGACUGGAAGACGCCCACAAUGAUCUGUCCUCGAUGGCGCAGGCAGAGGAGCGCGCUCGCGAGCAGCUGGCUAGUUGUGAAAGAACCGUUGCAACAAUGAAAAAGAAUCUCGAUGAUGCCACUCUACAAGCAUCGAAGGCGGCCAUUGAGCGGACGAAAGCGUUGGCUGAAAAGCGACAACUUGAAAGUGAUCUAGGGCGCGUACAUCGAGAUCUGGAACAAUUGAAGACCGAAAAGAAUGCAUUGAACGAGCAAUUGGCUACACUGCAAACGGUUACAACUGCGAUGGAUACAUCUACUACGGCUGUUGGGCUUGGUCAUGCCGAAGCCAGUGGUAGCAAUAUCGAGAAUGUGCUACAAGAAGCAUGCUUUUCAACUUCAGCUACCGAAGACGAAGAGGCUACGGUGGGCCGAAGACAGUUGGAAAACUCGUCUCCGGAUCUGGGCAUAGAAAGUGACCCCGGUCGAUUGUCAAACAUGGAAACGGCAGGAUCUGCCAAUUACAGCUCGGAUGCCUUAGCGCAGCAUCGUCAGCGACCCUUGCUCAAAACUCUAGAACUUACGAAAUCGAUGUCAAACUUGCUGUUGAACCCACCGAUGGAAGUCAAAAAUGAACACGUUUCACCGAAUAAGAAUGCAGAGCAAGAUGCUGAAACUUUGGCGACCGAUGCAACAACCGUAGUAAAGCACGACUGCGCUAAAAUCGAAGCGGACUUUGCCGAAUUAAAACGUCGGUAUAAAGUUACGCGACGCUAUUUAGACCAGGCGUACGACAACAUCAAAUCGGCGAACAAACGCAAGGAGCAGCUCGAGGUUGACAUUAAACAUCAGAUCCACAAGACGCGAGCAGUGCUCAAAACUGUACACAACAACAUGGAGCAGCCCAGACACUAAACGACCCAUUGGUCUCCAUAAUUAAUGUUGCGAUUUUGAUUUCAAACUAAUUUUUUUUUCUCGGUAGA